AGACUCAGCUUAACCAAGAAGUUCAUAGGCUGAUCAACGCUGGCCUGACCUACAACAGAAGAGGGAGUUCUGCCUGCCCAAUUGGGCCCCUGGUGACCGCUAACAACUUGGCAUCACUUGUUGCCUGUGUGGAGAACUCUCCCUACUGAAAUUGUUUUGCACAUGGAGGACAAUAGCAAAGUGGGCAACACAGGCUGACAAGACCAGAGACCACAGGAAGAUUCUUUUACCUUGGGCCUUCGAGACUUUUCCUCUAGUUGGAGUUCUGGACUUCACAGAACCCCACCCAGUCAUUUUGGUUUUGCUAUCUAUUUUUUUGUUCUUUUUCUUUUCCCCACCACCUUGUAUUUUAUUUUUGUGCUUCAGAAAUGGGCCUACAGACUACGCAGUGGCCCAGCCAUGGGGCUUUUUUCCUGAAAUCUUGGCUUCUCAUUUCCCUGGGGCUCUACUCACAAGUGUCAGAAAUCCUGGCAUGCCCUAGCGUGUGCCGCUGUGACAGGAACUUUGUCUACUGUAAUGAGCGAAGCUUGACCUCAGUGCCUCUUGGGAUCCCGGAGGGCGUAACCGUACUCUACCUCCACAACAACCAAAUUAAUAAUGCUGGAUUUCCUGCAGAACUGCACAACGUACAGUCAGUGCACACGGUCUACCUUUAUGGCAACCAACUGGAUGAAUUCCCCAUGAACCUUCCCAAGAAUGUCAGAGUUCUCCAUCUGCAGGAAAACAAUAUUCAGACCAUAUCACGGGCGGCUCUUGCCCAGCUCUUGAAGCUCGAAGAGCUACACCUGGAUGACAAUUCUAUAUCCACAGUAGGGGUGGAAGAUGGGGCCUUCCGGGAGGCUAUUAGUCUGAAAUUGUUGUUUCUAUCCAAGAAUCACCUGAGCAGUGUGCCUGUUGGGCUUCCUGUGGACUUGCAAGAGCUGAGAGUGGACGAAAAUCGAAUUGCUGUCAUAUCAGACAUGGCCUUUCAGAACCUCACGAGCUUGGAGCGUCUGAUCGUGGACGGGAAUCUCCUGACCAACAAGGGCAUUGCCGAGGGCACCUUCAGCCAUCUCACCAAGCUCAAGGAAUUUUCAAUUGUACGGAAUUCGCUCUCCCACCCCCCUCCUGAUCUCCCAGGUACACAUCUGAUCAGGCUCUAUCUGCAGGACAACCAGAUAAACCACAUCCCUUUGACAGCCUUCUCAAAUCUCCGUAAGCUGGAGCGACUGGAUAUAUCCAACAACCAACUGCGCAUGUUGACUCAAGGGGUUUUUGAUAAUCUCUCCAACCUGAAGCAGCUCACUGCUCGGAAUAACCCUUGGUUUUGUGACUGCGGUAUUAAAUGGGUCACGGAAUGGCUCAAAUAUAUCCCUUCGUCUCUCAACGUGCGGGGUUUCAUGUGCCAAGGUCCUGAACAAGUCCGCGGGAUGGCUGUCAGGGAGUUGAAUAUGAAUCUCUUGUCAUGUCCCACCACGACCCCCGGCCUGCCUCUCUUCACCCCAGCCCCAAGUACAGCUUCUCCCACAACUCAGCCUCCCACACUCUCUGCCCCAAGCCCUAGUAGAAGCUAUACACCUCUUACUCCUACUGCAUCGAAACUUCCCACGAUUCCUGACUGGGAUGGCAGAGAAAGAGUGACCCCGCCUAUCUCUGAACGGAUCCAACUCUCCAUCCAUUUUGUGAAUGACACUUCCAUUCAAGUCAGCUGGCUCUCUCUCUUUACUGUGAUGGCCUACAAACUCACGUGGGUGAAAAUGGGCCACAGUUUAGUCGGGGGCAUUGUUCAGGAACGCAUAGUCAGUGGUGAGAAGCAACAUUUGAGCCUGGUUAAUUUGGAGCCCAGAUCCACCUAUCGGAUUUGUUUAGUGCCACUGGAUGCUUUUAACUACCGAGCUGUAGAAGACACCAUUUGUUCUGAGGCCACCACCCAUGCUUCUUAUGUGAACAAUGGCAGUAACACUGCUUCCAGCCAUGAGCAGACAACAUCCCACAGCAUGGGCUCCCCUUUUCUGCUGGCGGGCCUGAUCGGGGGCGCGGUGAUAUUUGUGCUGGUGGUCUUGCUCAGUGUCUUCUGCUGGCACAUGCACAAAAAGGGGCGCUACACCUCGCAGAAGUGGAAAUACAACCGAGGCCGGCGGAAAGAUGACUAUUGCGAGGCAGGCACCAAGAAGGACAAUUCCAUCCUGGAGAUGACGGAAACCAGCUUUCAGAUUGUCUCCUUAAAUAACGAUCAGCUCCUUAAAGGAGAUUUCAGACUGCAGCCCAUUUACACCCCAAAUGGGGGCAUUAAUUACACAGACUGCCAUAUCCCCAACAACAUGCGAUACUGCAACAGCAGUGUGCCAGACCUGGAGCACUGCCAUACGUGACAGCCAGAGGUCCAGCGUUAGAAAGGCGGACAAUAAAACUCUUGGGAACACACACGUGUGUGCACAUAAAGACGCGCAAAUUACAUUUGAUAAAUGUUACACGGAUGCAUUUGUGCAUUUGAAUACUCUGUAAUUUAUACGGUGUACUAUAUAAUGGGAUUUAAAAAAAGUGCUAUCUUUUCUAUUUCAAGUUAAUUACAAACAGUUUUGUAACUCUUUGCUUUUUAAAUCUUAAAAAAAAAAAAUAGUUGCUGAAGUACUGUACAGGGUUGUACAAUGAGAACCCAACGCCAAGGGAAAAGAACGAGUGAUUCUUUCUCAUGAUGCUCAUUAACCACUUUGCUGUUGAAGCUGUCAGAAUAAAUUCCUUUCUUAGAGUAGGUGGUCAGAUGAAAGGGCAGAUUAAAAUGGACUCGUCAGGGGAGGAUAAAUAAUAUGGGUAAAACAAGAAAUGUCUCAGAUAUCUUCAUGCUGUUUCUGUACUUCCUAGUCUGGAAGAAGAGUUAAAAAUUCCGAAAUAAUAAGAAAGGAGGUAGUUACCCUGGUUUGACCCAAAACAAGAAAUGUAGAAAGCAUCACAAGGGAGUGAGUUCCCGUAAGACGAGUUAAGCCAACCUGGCAGAAUGAAGAAAAUGAGAUGAAUUUGAAGAGACCUUCCAACCCCAGAGUUGGCUUUCUGAUGGGGAACUUAAAAAUCACUCCUCAUGCCUCCCAGACCCUAUGUGAUAACAGAGUUAGAGACCUAAGUCUGAUUGCAGUCAUCUUCGGGGACAGCUAUGAUGUCCCAGCAAGGAAACUCCCUUUAAAAAGUGUUACUAUUCAAAUUAUAUGUCAGGUUGAAUCACAUUCAACAGAGAUAUAUUCUAGAAUACUUUUUUUAGAAGAGGCUAAUAAAAUAGGAAGAAUUAUAUUGAAUGGAAUUAUUUUUGAUAAUGAGAAUUAUUUGGGUAGAUUCACUGCAGCUAUGUCAACAUGAUAUUUAGACCAACAAGGGAUCAAUAUUUGGAAUAUUCUAGACUUGUUACUUAAAAAUUAUUGAUGCCAUGUAGACAAAAGCAAGUGAUCAGUGGUUCUGCUCUACUAUAUCAAUGGACUUUGUUAGUAUCAUGUUGAAAUAGCUUGAAUUAAUACCUUUAUCCCCUUGCAAAUUCUUGUCUUCCAAUCACCUCAUGUAUAUUUUCGUAAUUAGCUGUUGAUGCUACAUUUGUUUUUUUCCCCGUCUGCUCAAAAUUUGAAAGAAAAUUAUAGAUGCCAGUCUUGAUUGCACAAAAUAUCCAUAUACACUUAUACACUUUAAGAUGUAUGCUAAUAUUCACUGCUAAUAAUUCUGGAAGGACACAUCAAAGCUGGCCAACAUAAUGUAUUUUUUUUUAAAGCAAUACUGAGUUUCCACCUUGGACUGACUUUGAUCCUGUGCCAUUUUUGAAAUUUCAUUUAUUCCUUUUCAAUCUUGGAUGUUCCUCUUCUUUGGGAAUUGUGGAGGGAUAAUCAAUCUUAUAUUAACAGGAUAACAGAUGAGAAAUGAACAAGUCAGAGAGUAAAGGCUUGUUCCCAUAAUCUUGGCAGAGCAGGGAAUAGAGCAGAGGGCAUAGAGAAGAGAGGGAUGUCCGGGCUUAUUUCUAGAUGUUUUUGAAGCAUUGUCCAUCCUCAGAAAGCAUGUAUAAUUUACUCCUUUCCAUCCCUUAGAUGUAGAAGGGCUAUCGAUCACAUACAUUAUCUAAAAAAUACACCUUUUGAAAAUUCUUUUUAAAAUCAAAUUUAGGCAUUUCACUCUGUGUGCGUAUUUCCUUUACUACUAGCCAUUAUUUUCGGAACCCGUGAAGUUAAUGUCACAAUCGUUUUGCUUUCUCUCUCUCUCUCACUUUUAACAAAAUAGAACUGUGAUGUGUCUUCUUUGUAAAAGUUUAGGUAUAAAAUGCUAUGCAAGUUUUUCUUUAUAGAAAGAGCUUUAUUUUCUUUAAUAAUAUACCCCAACUUAUAUGUUUUAAUCUCCCUUGUCCCUCAGAGUAAGCAGAAAAUAUAACUGAAGCUAUAAUCUUGUAAACACAAGAAUCGAAACUGCAGUCAGUCGAGCUGAAAUUAGCUAUGAAUUAAUUUGAAUUAAUUCUAAAGUGACUUUGGUUUCCAUUUUAGUCUCUUAGCUAGCAAGUUUUGGCUGUUGCUUUGUUAAAACUGGAUCCACACGGUGAAGGGAUAAGGCAAUCUGUGAAGGUGAUCAGUGUAGCAGUAAGCCAUCUGAAAUUCAGGACAAGGACAUGGGGUUUUGUGUAUUUAACUGGAUAAUUCCCUUCCACUAUCCUCUUCCCCUUGGCUGUGUAGAUAAAACUAGGUGUUCAAAUGA
Molecule: messenger RNA, 4692 nt
Organism: Ceratotherium simum simum (southern white rhinoceros)
Lineage: Eukaryota; Metazoa; Chordata; Mammalia; Perissodactyla; Rhinocerotidae
Source: RefSeq, a predicted model, not a curated record